Messenger RNA from Acaromyces ingoldii, 1593 nucleotides. RefSeq names its product Clavaminate synthase-like protein. The coding region runs from base 242 to 1438 and encodes 398 amino acids. Gene Ontology annotation, molecular function: oxidoreductase activity. The transcript has 4 exons. The record is from RefSeq and is a predicted model, not a curated record. Lineage: Eukaryota; Fungi; Basidiomycota; Exobasidiomycetes; Exobasidiales; Cryptobasidiaceae.
CCCUGCGCAAAGAAGAAGAAAAAAAAGAUUGCGAUAAGGCGGGGAUCGUUGUCGGUCGAGGCCAUCUAUUAAUGGACUCCUGCUCCCGUCCAACGCAGCGUUGUCGAAGAAGAAGAAGCAGCAGCAGCAUAUAAAGGCCCACUUCACCGGCUCGACAGUUCGUUCCUGUUCCUGACGGCUCCCACUACCCCAAGACGCACCGCACCCUCCCCUCAUUUUCACUCGCAAGAAGCAAGAAAGAAUGACGGCCUCGUUGCUCGCCCUCGAACCGCUGCCUGCGCCGCUGCCCGGCGUCAAGCGGGCGCUGGACCCCGCCUUUGGCCGCGUCGUCACGGGCGUCGAUGCUGCCCAGCUGACCGAGGCCGACGUCGAGGCGAUCAAGGCCGCCCUCUUCCAGCACUCUGUCCUCGUGUUUCCCAACGCCAACGUCACGCCCGAGGCGCAGCUCGCGCUCACCAAGGCCUUUGAUCCCGCCUCGGACAGCUACGGCCACGGCAACAAGGGCCGGCAGAGCAAGUCGAUUCUCCACCCGGACCUCAAGACGAUCCCGCGGCUGCCCCAGGUGCAAGUGAUUGGCAACGGGCCCGUGGCGUCGCACGAGGGCCUCGUCGACGUCCAGCUCAAGCACCCGCACCACGCCACCUUCCACUCAACAAAGGUGCCCGACGCCGAGGACAAGGACGUGACGCGCUUCUACCGCUGGCACAUUGACGCCGCCCUCUACGACCUGGCGCCGCCGCGCGUGACGACGCUGCAGGCCGUGCAGGUGCCCAAGGGCAGGACCCAGACGCUGCGCUACGACGACGGCUCCCACGACGAGCUGCAGGUGCCGCUCGGCACCACCGCCUUUGUCUCGGGCAGGACCAUGUUUGACCGCCUCUCGCCCGCCGAAAAGUCACUGGCAGUCCGCACCAAGAUCGUCUACUCGCCCCACCCCUACGUCUGGAUGAGCAGCGCGCGGUCCAACUCCGUCGGCCUCGGCCUCGAGAGCGAGGGCAAGGAGCUCGCAGCCGACGAGCUGCCCGCAUUCGAGGAGUCCAAGAUCAAGACGUACCCCAUGCUCUGGAAGUGCGAGGCGACGGGCGCGCUGCACCUGCAGGUGCACCCCUCGGCGAUCAAGGAGCUCCUCAUCGACGCCAUCCCCGCCGAAGAAAAGCGGACGGCAGACAGCCUCUACCCCGAGGGCGCGCACAUUACCGAUCUCAAAGAGGUGCGCCGGAUCGUCUACGAGCUGCAGCGGCCCGCGGUUGCGCCCGAGCUCGUCUAUGCGCACGACUGGAAGGAGGGCGACCUCUGCCUUUUCCACAACCAGGGCGUCCUCCACUCCGUCGUGGGCGCAUUCAAGCCCGACGAGGUCCGCAUCUUCCACCAGUGCAACCUGGCCGCCUCGACAGACCCCGUGGGCCCAGACGCAGCCGACGUUGCCAAGUGGAUCUAGGACUUGUCUCACUCUCUUCUCUCUUUCUUGUACCAUCACUGCAUCGUAGCAUACAGGCGCCUUUUCUCUAUCCGUCUCCACCUCACCGAAUAUAGAUCAUGCCAAAAGGAGAAAAAGACUGCGAAAUGACAAUGUGUAUAUUUCUAGUUUCGCCC